AUGAGAAACAGUAUUGAUCAACCAUCAAGAGAAUAUUUGUCCAACAAGGCCCAAGAUCAAGGACUCGAAGUUAUUGAAUCCAAUGAAUUAUCGAAUAUGAGACAUGAAAUUGAACAACCAUCAGUUAAAUAUUUGAAAUCAAAGGCUCACAACGUUGGAAUGGAUUUAAUUGCAUCAGAAGAAUUAUCAAGUUUGAAAGCUACUAUUGAUUCUCCAAGUUUAGAAUUCCUUGAACUGAAAGCAGCUCAAAAGGAUAUGAAAUUACUCAAUAUCAAUGAAUUAGAACAUUUAAAGAAAUUGGCUGAGGAUCCAGAAAUUGAUCAUAUUGAGAAAUUCGCUACCAAGAAGGAUUUAGUGGUGUUACCUUUAGUUCAACAUCAAGAAUUAAUUGAAAAGCUGGCCAAUCCCGACCAAACUCACAUUGAAAAUGUCGCUUCCAAGAGAGAUUUAUCUGUAAUUCCAUUAGUUUCAUAUAAAGAACUUGUUGAAAAGUCCGAAAAUCCAGAUAUUCCACAUAUUGAAGAAGUAGCAGCCAAGAGAAAUUGCAAAGUAGUACCAAAUUAUGACUAUGAUAAAUUAGUUGCAUCUGCUGAAAUUGUCAAGAAUCCACCAGCUGAAUUCAUCAAGUCUCAUGGAGCUGAAUUGGGUUUCAAAGUGAUUGCUAUUGACGAAUUUAAUGAAUUAUCACACUUAGAAGGUCAUGCAAAGGAACAUGGACAAACUCUUAUUUCCAAUGAAGAAUAUAAGGAAUUAAUGGUCAAGGCAAACAAAUCGUUAGAUGAAAUGGCGGAAGAGAAUCAAAUGAUUGUUCUUGAUAAGAAUUCAUUCGAAGAAUUAAGUUCGAAGGCUAAUAAGAGUUUGAAUGAGUUUGCGGAAGAAAGUGGAAUGGUUGUCUUGGAAAAGGAUAAACAUGCAGAAUUGGUAAAUAAGGCUAAUAAGACUUUGGAUGAAAUUGCUGCAGAAAGCAAUUUGGUAAUGCUUCCAGAAGCUGCAUACGAAGAUUUAUCAAAGAAAGCUAACAGAACUGUAGACGAUUUAGCUGAAGAAGGUGGAAAGAUUGCAGUGGAUAAGACUCAGUAUGAACAAUUGGUUGUUAAAGCAAACAAAUCUUUGGAUGAAUUAGCAGAAGAGAAUGGAAAGAUUUCAGUAGAUAAAGAUUUCCAUCAAGAAUUGGUAAGCAAGGCAAAUAGGUCGUUGGAUGAAUUUGCAGAAGAAUCAGGAAAGGUAGCCAUCGAUAAGAAUGAGCAUCAAAAUCUUAUUGUUCAAGCUGAAAAAUCCUUGGAAGAAUUAGCUGAAGAAGUCCAAAAGGUUGUUCUUACAAAGAGCGAUCACGAAGAAUUGUUGACUAGAGCAAACAAGAGUCUUGAAGAUCAUGCAAUGGAAAGCGGAAUGAUUGCUAUUCUGAACGAUGAUUAUGAAACCUUGGUAUCCAAGUCAAAUAGAACUAUUGAACAAUUAGCUGAAGAGAGUCACAUGAUUGCACUUAGUAACGAAGAUCACACUGACUUAGUCAACAGAGCGAACAAAUCCUUACAGGAAAUGGCACAAGAGAACAAUAUGAUUUUGUUGAACAAAGAAGAAUACGAAGAUCUUAUCAGAAAGGUUGAUAAGACAUUCGAUGAACAUGCAGCAGAAAGAGGAAUGGCAAUCAUUUCAGUUGAUCAACACAAGAAAUUGGAAGAGACUGCUGGCAGAUCAUUGGAAGUUCAUGCAGAUGAAGAAGGCAAAUGUGUUAUUUCCAAAGACGAAUUAUCAUCAUUCAAAGAACAGAUUGAGAAUCCUACUUUAGAAUAUUUGAAGGAAUGUUGCAGAAGACAUUUGAAGACACUUGUACUGGAAGAAGAAUACGAAUUACUCCAACUGAAGGCAAACCAACCAAUAGAAGAGAAGGCAGAAGAAGCUGGCUUAAAGGUUAUUCCAAUCCAAGAAUUGAAAGACCUUGAAAGAAAGAUUGAAUCUCCAGAUAUUGAAUAUAUCAAAUCCAAGGCAUCUGGUUUCGGCUACGAAACUGUUGAUAGCGAAGAAUACAGCAAGCUUGUUGCUUAUUUCCAUAAACCAGUUGAAGAGAUUGCAAAGGAAGCCAACUUAGUUCCGCUUGAAAAAGAGAAAUAUGACGAUUUGAUUGAAAAGGCAGAAACUCCAUCGUUAGACCAUAUCCACACAAUUGCAUCAAUACACAAUCAUGUUGCCAUUCCAAAAGAAGAGUAUGAUCACCUUAAUUCUAGUAUCAAAUCACCAGAUUUGUCAUUCAUUGAAGAAAAAGCACGCGAUCACGAACGUGUCGUUGUUCCAGUUAGUGAGUACAGAAAAUUGGUUGAAGACAUUCAAGAACCAAUCGAACAGAAGGCUGCCAAGAAGAAUAUGACAUUGAUACCAAUUGCUGAUCUUCAAGGUUUGAAAUCAAAAUUAGAUUCACCCGAUUUGGAUUAUUUGAGAGAUAAAGCUAGACAAUUAGAGUCAGUGGUUGUACCAGAAUCAGAAUUUAACUCAUUGACCAAGUUAGCAAACGAGAGUUUAGAAGAAAGGGCAGAAAAAUCAGGAAUGCGUGCAAUUGAACAAGAGAAAUUAGAUACUUUAGAAAGAGCUAUUGAAAAUCCAUCUGUUGAGUUCUUGAAAGAAAAGGCAUCUAGUCAUGGUUUGGAAGUUAUUGCUGUUGAUGAAGUUUCGAAAUUAAGACAAGAAUCCUCUGAUCCAUCUAUUGAACAAAUAGUUGCUCACGCAGAAAGGAAAGAACAUGUUGUCGUUCCAAAAGAAGAAUUUAUGAAUAUGGAACAUAGAGCUAAUAAACCAAUCGAGGAAAAAGCAUCAGAAGCCUCGUUGAAACUUAUGACUGUAGAUGAAUACAAUGAAUUGGAAAGGUUAGCAAAGGAAUCUUUGGAAGAAAGAGCUGCAAAGGGAAAGAAGCAAGUUGUUGACAACGAUGAAUUGAAUAGAUUGCAACAAAUCUCUACAAAUCCAACAAUUGAUCAAAUUAUGGCUUUUGCCAAUGCUAAACAGCACAUUGUUAUUUCUGAAGAUGUUUACACUGAAAUGCAACAAGAAUUAGAUCGUUCAUUGGAAGAUAAGGCUCAUUCUAAGGGUUUGAAGGUGGUUCCAGUUGGAGUAUUCACUGACUUAUCUAAGCAUCAUGAAUCACCAUCUUUUGAAUUCCUUAAGGAUAAAUCGCAAAAUGCUGGUUAUGAGAUGGUCUCCAAGAAAGAUUUUGAAAACUUAUCAAACGCUGCAAAUGAAUCACUUGAAGUGAAAGCAGCAAAGGAAAACAAAGUGGCAAUUCCAAAGAGUGAAUAUGAGGAAAGUGUUGUGAACCCAAGCAUUGAAAAAUUGAAGGAAUAUGCACAACGUAAUGACCAUGUUAUUAUCCCUGUAUCUGACUUCAAUGGAUUAGAAUCCCUUGCAAAGGAAUCAAUAUACGACAAGGCUGAGAAAGAGAAUGUGAGGGUUUUAUCAUUGACUGAAUAUGACGACUUGAAUGAUAGAGUAGCUCAUCCACCCUUAGAUCUUGUUUCUAAGAUUGCUGAAGAAAAUGAUCAAUUGGUAAUUUCAAAAUAUCAAUAUGAUGAAUUGAGAAACCUUGCAAAUGAAACUGUUGAGGAUAAACUAGUCGGAACCGAUUUGAAAUUAUUGAAGGUUAGUGAAUAUGAUGAAUUAUUAGUUAAGGCACAUAAGCCAUCUAUCGAACAUAUUGAAAAGAAUGCUGCUGCAAUUGGCUUCUCUGUUGUAGCUGCUGACGAACUCACCGAUUUGAAGAGAAAGGCUAUGGAGUCGCUUGAAGAAAAAGCAUCUGCAUCAGGAUUUGUGGUUGUGAAUAAAUCAGAGUAUGAGUUAAUUCAAUCAGAAUUGGAUAAAUCUUUGGAAGAUAGAGCAGCUGAGGGUAACUAUGUUUUGGUAAAUAAGAAUGAGCUUGAAGAAUUACGUUAUAAUAGUGGACAAUCAUUGGAAGAAAGAGCUAAAAUGGAAGGAAUGAUUGUUAUGACCACAGAUGAAUUUAAUGAUUUAUUCGAUUCGAAUGCUACAUUAGAGAGAAGAGUUAAAGAAUUGGAAAUUUCCGGUGACGAGAAACAGAUUUCAAGAAUUAAGAAGGAGUUGGCAAAUGUUGGUUAUUUUGUAUUACCUAUUAGUGAAUAUAAUAAAUUACAAGAAGGCAACAACAAAUCAUCAGAAGAGGAGAAAUUUGAAGAUGUUGAACCAUCAUUUAUUUUGACUCCUGAAGAAUUGCAAAAUUCAGCUCUGAGAAUGGAUAUGGUUAUUAUGACAAAGGAAGAAUAUGCCGAAUUAUCUCAAGUUGACCAACAGAAGAUAGAAGAAUAUGCAAAGAAUUCUUCACUUGUAUUGGUACCAGAAGUUGAAAUUCUCAAAUUGAAGCAAACAUUGGCAGAAAAAGAUUCCGAAAUCCAUCAAUUGAAGAAUCAAGUUGGUAAUGAAAUUUCAAAGGAAGCUGUUAUUAAUAAACUGGAUGAAUUUGGGUUAGUCUUUUUAGAGAAGGAUGAAUACCAUGAAUUGAAGUCACUUUCUAUGACCUCCAAACAUCCAAUUAAUGAUGAAUCAGAAUUAGAAACUAAGGCACGCGAACUCAACAAGGUUAUUAUUGACAGAGAUGAAUAUGAAGAAUUAGAAUAUGCCAUUGAAGCCCUUAAUGAUAGAGAAAGAAUCGCCGAUGCUGCUAAGACAUUAGGAUUAUUGGCUAUACCAGAAACUGCAUAUGUUGCAACCACAACUCAUCCAAAACCAGAAACAACACCUACUGUAAAGGUUGUUCCAACCAGUUAUUUCAAUCAAUUGUUGAAAUUGAAAACAUCAUCACUUGAGAAAGCUUCUGAUGAAACUUUCAAGAAACAUGCCGAGGCUCGUGGAUUUAUUCAUAAAGAUGAUGUUCCUGCACCAGCACCAGCACCACCAAUUAAACAUGAACUUGAUACCAUUAGGGAACGUCAUAGUACAUCCGAUCUGAACGUUUCAAGAUACAUACCACCACAACCUCAAAGAAAUGCACCAUCAUCACCAGAAAGUCCUAUUGUUGCCAGAAAAGGAGGUUUGAGUCGUCUUCCACAAACUUCAACUGUUAGAUCAGAUUUGUCGGGACAUUUAUCACCUUCGUCUGGAAGUAUCAAUGAUUCAUUAAAAUCCAAUGCCAUGUUUUCAAUUGCUACUGAUGUAUCACUUACUGAUAAAGUUAUGAUUCCUGCAAUUACACAAGUUAUGAUUGGAGAAUAUCUAUUCAAAUAUUAUAGGAAAUUGGGUGCAUUUAGUGCUAUUUCAGAUACUAGACAUGAAAGAUAUUUCUGGGUCCAUCCAUAUUCAUUGACACUUUAUUGGUCUGAGAAUAAUCCAGUAUUGGCAAUUUCUGGUCUGAUUAAGACUCGUUCUGCAGCAAUUGUGAAAGUUGAGAGUGUAGAUGAUAAUAAUCCAUUACCUACUGGAUUAUAUUUCAAGAGUAUUGUGGUUCAUUCUACAGAUGGUAAGAAGAUUAAGAUUACUUGUGCAACUAGACAACGUCAUAAUAUAUGGUAUAAUGCCUUACGUUAUUUGAUUAGUAGAAAUUUGGAUGAAUUGACCGUUGAUGAAGAAGUAAAUGCUGAUGAAUUGAAAUCAUUUGAUGAAACCCUGCCAAGAUCAGAAUCACUGAGGAAUUUACAAAGUUUGAUGGAAACUGGUGAUCGUCGUGCUUUCCCAAGACCACCUUCGAAGAGAAUGAGUAGCCUGGUUGGGAAUUUAAGAGAUGGAUCAACAGGAGGAUCAGGAGCUGGUGGAAGUAGUUCAAGGAGAGUAUCUAGAUUUAGUUCUGGGAGAAAGUGA
Hemisphaericaspora subhashii is the source of this 5793-nucleotide messenger RNA. RefSeq names its product PH domain-containing protein. The record is from RefSeq and is a predicted model, not a curated record. Gene Ontology annotation, biological process: microtubule cytoskeleton organization; dynein-driven meiotic oscillatory nuclear movement; maintenance of protein location in cell cortex. The transcript has a single exon. Gene Ontology annotation, cellular component: cell cortex; mitochondrion; cellular bud tip. Bases 1 to 5793 code for a protein of 1930 amino acids. Gene Ontology annotation, molecular function: phospholipid binding; tubulin binding. NCBI's taxonomy places the organism in Eukaryota, Fungi, Ascomycota, Pichiomycetes, Serinales, Debaryomycetaceae.